Molecule: messenger RNA, 2175 nt
Organism: Ramularia collo-cygni
Lineage: Eukaryota; Fungi; Ascomycota; Dothideomycetes; Mycosphaerellales; Mycosphaerellaceae
Product: probable glycerol-3-phosphate dehydrogenase, mitochondrial
Exons: 3
Coding region: 1-2175 (724 amino acids)
Biological process (GO): glycerol-3-phosphate metabolic process
Cellular component (GO): mitochondrion; glycerol-3-phosphate dehydrogenase (FAD) complex
Molecular function (GO): glycerol-3-phosphate dehydrogenase (quinone) activity
Source: RefSeq, a predicted model, not a curated record
AUGGCAGCGAGACGCUCAUCGCGGGUACUCCGCGUGCUGGGCUAUGCAGGAGCGGCGGGUGGUGUGACGGCAGCCGGCCUUUACUAUGUGUAUCGGCCGCGAUCCAUUCCGGGAUUGGAUGUUUCCGUUGCGCCUCCUCCUACAUACGGACAAGGAAACACCUUCACUCCGCCGCAUUUCCCUCACAUCAAGACGAGAGAAGAGCAGAUUGCGGAUCUGAAAGCUAGUGCAGGAGCUGCUUUCCAGCAGGCAAAAGACAAGAUCGCUGGAGCUCUCGGUGGCGAGGCGAAGGAGGAUCGCAGCGCUGAAUAUGAUCUUUUGAUCAUUGGUGGCGGCGCCACCGGCACAGGAAUCGCGCUCGAUGCAGCAUCCCGAGGACUCAAGGUUGCUCUGGUCGAGAGGGACGAUUUCGCGGCGGGCACCAGCAGCAAGAGCACGAAGCUCGUACAUGGAGGUGUGCGCUAUCUCGAAAAGGCCGUCUGGGAACUGGACAUCAACCAAUACAACCUCGUCAAGGAAGCUUUGCGUGAACGCAAAUACUUUCUCGACACGGCCCCACAUCUCUCCCAAUGGCUUCCCAUUAUGAUUCCCGUCAACAAGUGGUGGCAAGCGCCCUACUUUUGGGCGGGAACCAAGGCUUAUGACUUCCUGGCUGGCUCUGAGGGUAUCGAAACUUCCUACUUCUUGACUAGAAGCAAGGCUUUGGAUGCAUUCCCCAUGCUGAAGAGGGACAACCUUGUUGGCGCGCUGGUAUACUACGAUGGCGCUCACAACGACUCUCGCAUGAAUGUCUCACUCGCAAUGACUGCUGCUCUCUAUGGCGCAACUCUGGUCAACCACAUGGAAGUCACCUCGCUCGAAAAGGAUGCCAAUGGCCGUCUCUGCGGAGCUCGGGUCAAGGACAUGAUUCCGGAAAGAGACGGCUCCAAKGUCGAGGAGUUCACGAUCAAGGCAAAGGGAGUAAUCAACGCCACUGGACCAUUCACUGACUCCAUCCGCAAGAUGGACGAUCAGGAGGUGGCCGAGAUUGUAGCUCCAAGCUCUGGAGUCCAUGUCAUCCUUCCCGGCUACUUCUCACCUUCGAACAUGGGAUUGAUCGAUCCGAAGACUUCAGAUGGUCGUGUCAUCUUCUUCCUUCCAUGGCAGGGAAACACCAUCGCCGGAACCACGGAUGCUCCUUGUGACAUUGCACAGAACCCGAUCGCACAGGAAGAGGAGAUUGAAUGGAUCUUGAAAGAGGUUCAGAACUACCUCCAGCCUGAGAUUAAUGUUCGUCGCGGUGAUGUCCUCGCAGCUUGGUCUGGUAUUCGUCCUCUUGUUCGUGACCCCAAGCAAGCCAAAUCUGAAGGUCUCGUCCGCAACCAUCUCCUCACCACUUCCGACUCUGGCCUACUCACCAUCUCCGGCGGCAAAUGGACCACCUACCGCCAGAUGGCCGAGGAAGCUGUUGACGAGUCGCUCAAGGAAUUCGGAUUGAAGGCCAGCCCACACCCCAACCGACCUCUCGUCAGUGGUGUUGAAGGUUUCCAAGACAACACCACUCUUGAUGGAAGCUGCCAAACUCACGCGGUCCGUCUGAUCGGAGCCCACGGAUUCUCCAAGACCCUCUUCAUCAACCUGAUCCAGCACUACGGCAUCGAAACCGAGGUCGCCAAACAUCUUACUGAGUCGUAUGGUGACCGCGCCUGGACUGUCGCAGCGCUGUGUGCACCCACCAAUGCCCGUUUCCCGGUGCGUGGUGAGCGUAUUUCAGAGUUGUACCCCUAUGUGGAUGGUGAGGUUCGCUACGCCGUGCGCCAUGAGUACGCGCAGAGUGCUGUGGAUGUCAUUGCUCGCCGUACGAGACUGGCAUUCCUCAACGCUCAAGCCGCACUUGAGGCAYUCCCUCGAGUCAUCGAUUUGAUGGCCGAGGAGUUGAACUGGAGCAAGACGCGGAAGGCUGCUGAGUGGAAGGACUCUGUUAGCUUCCUCGCUUCUAUGGGAUUGCCAAAGCACAAGUUGAGUCUAAGCCGCGAGGAUGUUGAGAACGGUCGCGUUGGUCAAUACACCGAUGAGGAGUUUGGCCUUUAUGCUCGCCAUGACAAACCUGACGAGGUCCUCAACUCCGACAUCAAGACCGUUUCCAAGGGCACAGGUAACCCCACCUUGGGCAAAGACUCGCCUGCAAACGCUUGA